AUGUUAAGAACCGUUAUUGCUCAAAAGAACUCCAUUCGUUCGUUGGCUACUUUUGCAUCACCAGAAGCCGUUUUACCAAAAAAAUACGGUGGCAGAUACACUGUUACUUUGAUUCCAGGUGAUGGUGCUGGUCAAGAAAUCACUGAUUCUGUCAAGCAAAUUUUCAAAUCUCAAAAUGUUCCAAUUGAUUGGGAAGUCGUUGAGGUCAGUGGUGUUGAAAGUGAAACUGGUAAAAGCCACGGUGUUGACGAAGCUGUCGAAUCUUUAAAGAGAAAUAAAGUUGGUUUGAAAGGUAUCUUGUACACAUCUACUGGAAAAUCCGCCAAAUCAUUGAAUGUUGCAUUGAGAAAGGAGUUAGACAUUUACGCUUCAUUAGUUUUAAUCAAAAACAUUCCAGGAGUUAAAGGUAUUUACGAUGGUAUUGAUUUCGCUUUGGUCAGAGAAAACACUGAAGGUGAAUAUAGUGGUUUGGAACACCAAUCAUACCCAGGUGUUGUUGAAUCCUUGAAAAUUAUGACAAGAUUCAAGUCCGAAAGAAUUGCCAAAUUUGCUUUUGAUUUUGCUUUGAAGAACAACAGAAAAUUGGUUACUGCUAUCCACAAAGCUAACAUUAUGAAAUUAGGUGAUGGUUUGUUCAGACAAACUGUCAAAGAUGUUGGUCAAGACUACCCAGGUAUCGGAGUAAGUGAUUUGAUUGUCGAUAAUGCUUCUAUGCAAGCUGUUGCUAAACCACAGCAAUUCGAUGUUUUGGUCACUCCUAACUUGUACGGUUCCAUCUUAUCCAACAUUGGUGCUGCAUUGAUUGGUGGUCCAGGUUUGGUUCCAGGUGCUAACUUUGGUAGAGAAUAUGCUGUUUUCGAACCAGGAUGUCGUCACGUUGGUUUAGAUAUUAAAGGUAAAAACUCUGCUAACCCAACUGCUAUGAUCUUGUCUAGUGCUAUGAUGUUGAGACAUUUGGGAUUAAACGAUCAUGCUGACAAGAUUUCUAAGGCUACCUACGAUGUCAUUGCCGAAGGUAAUGUCAGAACUGCUGAUAUUGGUGGUAAUGCCACCACUACUGAGUUCACUGAAGCCAUCAUCAAUAAAUUGGCUUAA
Molecule: messenger RNA, 1095 nt
Organism: Candida dubliniensis CD36
Lineage: Eukaryota; Fungi; Ascomycota; Pichiomycetes; Serinales; Debaryomycetaceae
Gene: IDH1
Product: isocitrate dehydrogenase (NAD(+))
Exons: 2
Coding region: 1-1095 (364 amino acids)
Biological process (GO): tricarboxylic acid cycle; isocitrate metabolic process
Cellular component (GO): mitochondrion
Molecular function (GO): magnesium ion binding; isocitrate dehydrogenase (NAD+) activity; NAD binding
Source: RefSeq, a predicted model, not a curated record